AAGUGCGCGACGGACAGAACCCACGUGGCUUCUGCGUUGUUUCUGUAGGAGCUGCCGUUUUUAGCUUCUUUAAGAGAAACGAAUUAUUCUUUGCACCAUGCGUCCUUUAACAGACGAAGAGACAAAAACAAUGUUUGAGAAACUCUCUAAAUACAUUGGGGAGAAUAUCAAACUUCUUAUUGAUCGGCCUGACGGGACUUACUGUUUCAGACUUCACAAUGACCGAGUAUAUUAUAUGAGUGAAAAAAUCCUGAAGUUGGCUACAAAUAUCUCCAGAGAUAAACUGGUAUCAGUUGGCACGUGUUUUGGAAAGUUCACGAAGACGCAGAAGUUCCGUUUGCACAUCACAGCUCUCGAUUUCCUCGCACCAUAUGCUAAGUUUAAGGUGUGGGUGAAGCCUGGAUCAGAGCAGUCGUUCCUGUAUGGAAAUCACAUCAUGAAAUCCGGUCUGGGGAGAAUCACCGAAAACACAUCGCAGUACCAAGGAGUGGUGGUGUAUUCAAUGUCUGAUGUACCACUGGGCUUUGGGGUCGCAGCGAAGACCACACAGGAGUGUCGGAGGGUCGACCCCAUGUCCAUUGUGGUUUUCCAUCAGGCUGAUAUUGGAGAGUACAUCAGAAGUGAAGACACGCUGACAUAAGAGCAUAUAAUAACAGCAGUACUCAUGGACAGUUCAUUACAUUCUGGCUAUUGGAAGUCACAAGUUUCGCAAACUUCAAUCAAAUCGAAUUGUAUGUGAUUUUCAUUGACCUUUUCUGUAUAAAAAAAAAGUUUUUACCUAGUUACUGUAAGUUUGUGCAUUUAUGAAUUAUUUUCUUCUGAUUUAAUAAAACGGGAUACAAAACCAAACCAAGUUACAACAAACAUUUUCAAGAAUAAUUUAGUUAAAAGCAACAUUCACAGUGAAAUUAGACUUGCUACUCUUUUGACCAAUACAAAUUCAGAUGUUUUUAUUACUGCAAAAAAUAUUUUUCUUU
Molecule: messenger RNA, 977 nt
Organism: Pimephales promelas (fathead minnow)
Lineage: Eukaryota; Metazoa; Chordata; Actinopteri; Cypriniformes; Leuciscidae
Gene: nip7
Product: NIP7 nucleolar pre-rRNA processing protein
Biological process (GO): ribosome assembly
Cellular component (GO): nucleus
Molecular function (GO): RNA binding
Source: RefSeq, a predicted model, not a curated record